Molecule: messenger RNA, 1352 nt
Organism: Hyaloscypha bicolor E
Lineage: Eukaryota; Fungi; Ascomycota; Leotiomycetes; Helotiales; Hyaloscyphaceae
Exons: 2
Coding region: 207-959 (250 amino acids)
Source: RefSeq, a predicted model, not a curated record
CUAAAACCCAACUGCAGGAAGCUUAAAGACAACUGUGCCUCAAUUUCCAUAUAUGAUCAUCUGCUGGCAGACUUUAUCUCGUCCCAUCCUCCAAAUAUACGUCCAUACAGUUCUCCAAAUUUUACUCUCUGUUGCUCUCAACCGUUUAUUCGUUUACAUACGCGAACGAAAGUCCAGCCUUACCAUACUUGGGUUAAGCCGCUGGGAUGAACUCCACACCAGACUCUUGGUACUCUGCUCCUGAAGUGGUUCCGGAGGCAGGUUUGCAGUAUAUCGACGAGCAGGACCCAACACCACCCCAUCCUGAUGAUGGGUACAGCUCGAAGGUUCAUAAGAACCGUAUCUGUGGUCUGAAAGCACGGAGCUUUUGGAUCUUGUUCUCGAUAAUCACGGCUGUCGUGGUCAUAGGCGCAGCAGUCGGCGGUGGCAUUGGCGGGUCGAUGGCUGCCCGAUCUCAGAAGUCCAAGGACAGUUCUUCUACGACAACAGGCCAGCCAUCGAAUGAUACAGUCACCUCCGCCUCGUCAUCCUCUACCUCAAAUACGAACAACACUCCUACUCCAACCAGUUCAAAGCCAAUUACGGUCACGACCACGGAGGUAAUAGGUCCAUCUCAGACAUUAUCUCGAGACUGCCCAUCGUCAAACGGCACGUUAUAUGAUGUGACUCUAGGUCCACAGGUCUAUUCAUUUCGCAAGUUCUGCAACACGGUUCUUGUUACUAUCGGAGCCAACGUCGUCAGCACUCCUACAAAUGACUUGAACACUUGCAUCGACCGCUGCGCCGAGUAUGACUUCCACAACAACUCAACUGGCUGUAAUUCGGUUUGUUGGUGGAAUACCAUCGAUUCCCCAGGACCAGGUACAUGCUGGGGCUUUCCAACUCAGAACUCAUCAAGUGGAUUCCAAUUCGAGGUACAACCCAUAUGUGACUCGGCUGGGUGGAUAAAUAUGCUUUGAAUAAUUGUUUAAGCAAAGUAAGAAACUGAGCGAGUAGGACUUGACAACAAAUCAACCAUGCCGCCAUAACUAUGAGAUAUGGAAAAUCUAGAGGCAUGCACUUGUUUCGAUCAACAUGCAUGAUAUGAGGCGAGAAUGUGCGAAGAAUUAAUACUGCGAUGCAGUCAGAUGAUAGAGAAUAUCUUCAUUUCUGGGAAAUUGAUAAUUAGCGAGUAGUCGAGACGGGUUGAUAAUGCUUGUGGUUGUCGAUGAUAUAUCUGCCAAUGUUCUUGCUGACGAUCGAAUCCUUUUUCUUGCUUGUUGUGGAGUGAACCUUUCGCCGAUCGCAGAUCAAACCUUCCUCUCCGACUUUUCGGUGAUGUAGUGUAGUUGAGAUCCUUCUCUGUUCCAGAG